AAAAUAUAGAAAAUUAAUGGAAAAAAUCAUUAAUUUUCUUAAAAAUACCCAUUUUUAUUAUAUUGAAAAUAUAUAAGAUUAAGGAAAAUGAAUAAUUCUGCCGUGCCAUUUGGCAUACAAAGUACAGCCGGAGCUGUUCCCGUGCGAAAUGAAAAAGGGCAAAUUUCCAUGCAAAAGGUGAAGGUGCAGCGAUAUAUAUCAGGUAAAAGACCAGAUUAUGCCAAGUAUGGUUCCAGUUCGGAGGACAGUGAUUUAGAAGAUUUCAUUGAUCACCGUCGUAAACAACAGGCAGCAGCCCAAAAUGAGAGACGUCAACGCAAAGAAAACAAAGAGGAAGAACGCAGACGCCAUGAGGAGGAUCCUGAGAAUGAAGAACAGGAGGAAGCAGAGGUUGAUGAUCCUCGUCUUAGACGCCUAAGAGCGCGGCCUGUCGAACCCGAUGAAUUGGAAAGAGAACGUAUGGAACGCCAUCGUCACAUACACGAACCAGAGCUACUGGAAGAAAGUGAUUCAGAAGACAAUGAGGAGGAAGAAGAACAUACCAUAGAAAAGGUAACAAACAAAAUUACUUUAGCCUCUGAAUCGGACUCUGAUUCCGACAUUAGCGAAUCGGAAUUGGAAAACAGACGUGUCAAAUUAAGACAGCGCAUGUUGCAACAACAAAAGGAAGAGGAAAUUCUGCAAAAAGAGGAAGAAAAACAAUCAGAAUCAUCGGAUACUGAAAGUUCGGAAUACGAAGAAGAAUCCGAAAGUGAGGAGGAGAAUGAACCACGCUUGAAACCUUUAUUUGUGCGUAAAAAAGAUCGAGCCACCAUACAGGAGAAGGAACGUGAAGCUCAAAAACAAAAGCAAUUGGAAGUAGAGGCUAAACGUUCAGCCAAGGAGAGAAGACGUAAUACACUACGUUUGGUAGAAGAAAGUGUUAAGAAGGAUUUGGAAAAGACUAAGAAUGACACGGCUGAGCCUCACAUUGAAGAUGUAUGUACAGAUGAUGAAAAUGAUGAAGUGGAGUAUGAGGCUUGGAAGUUAAGAGAAUUGAAGCGUAUGAAACGUGAUCGUGAGGAAAGAGAGAAUGCCGAACGUGAAGUAUCCGAAAUUGAUCGUAUGCGUAAUCUCACCGACGAAGAGCGUCGUCAAGAAUUUCGACAAAAUCCCAAACUUGUCACCAAUAAAGCAGUCAAGGGCAAAUAUAAAUUUUUGCAGAAAUACUAUCAUCGCGGUGCUUUCUAUUUGGAUGAGGAAAAUGAUGUUCUGAAACGUGACUUUGCUCAAGCCACUUUGGAGGAUCACUUUGAUAAAACCAUUUUGCCCAAAGUUAUGCAAGUUAAAAACUUUGGCCGCUGUGGACGCACUAAAUACACACAUUUGGUGGAUCAAGAUACCACGAAAUUCGAUUCGCCAUGGUAUGCUGAGACCUCAAAUAAUAUUAAAUUUCAUAAUGAACGUGCUGGCGGCAUGAAGCAAGUAUUCGAUAAACCCUCGCAGUCAAAACGUAAAAAGAUGGAGUAAACUCUUAUUGUUUAUAAACAGCUCGAUAUUUGUGUAUGUAUUAAGUUACUAUAGUUUAAUUAUAAGGUAAAUUACCUUUUUAAUAAAUGUAUGAUCUUUUUUUCGAUAAA
Calliphora vicina (urban bluebottle blowfly) is the source of this 1619-nucleotide messenger RNA. RefSeq names its product Microfibril-associated protein 1 (gene Mfap1). Gene Ontology annotation, biological process: mRNA splicing, via spliceosome. Bases 88 to 1509 code for a protein of 473 amino acids. NCBI's taxonomy places the organism in Eukaryota, Metazoa, Arthropoda, Insecta, Diptera, Calliphoridae. Gene Ontology annotation, molecular function: RNA binding. Gene Ontology annotation, cellular component: U2-type spliceosomal complex. The record is from RefSeq and is a predicted model, not a curated record. The transcript is spliced from 4 exons.